Molecule: messenger RNA, 495 nt
Organism: Rasamsonia emersonii CBS 393.64
Lineage: Eukaryota; Fungi; Ascomycota; Eurotiomycetes; Eurotiales; Trichocomaceae
Exons: 2
Coding region: 1-495 (164 amino acids)
Source: RefSeq, a predicted model, not a curated record
AUGCCAACCGAGCUGGGCAUUGACUAUAUCCCGUGCGGUCUGAUCGCCCCUGUGGCCCAUUACGUGGCCGUCGGUACCAAGAGUCUUGUCUUCGCCAAGGUCGAAAAUGCAAAUCUCCAAUGGCCAUACGUGGCUUAUUCCCUAGAAGGCUGUGGAAGAAAUUCUGCAUUAAGAGGGUGCAUGCUCAUUCCCGCCCGUGCUACCUCAUCAAUUCUAAUCCUGGUAUUGUGGCGUCAGCUAAGAGCCUCUUCUCAGCGUGGUUGCUUAUCGAUCUUGUUCUAUUUUCAUGACAUGGAUUUUCGAUUCAAGGUGUUCUCUGGUAAGGAACCGAAGCGCAUCAUGACCAAGUCACGCCAAAGCCACCGAUUAAUCUUCGCUCUCUUCAUUUUGCGAGCACAUGCUUUCUGCAGCAAUAAUGGCUCGAUUACACAAAGCCGCGAUGCCGCGCCUGCCAAGCGGAAGGUGCCAAGGACAAAAAUAUCUCAAGGCGGAUAG